This is a messenger RNA of Aspergillus homomorphus CBS 101889, 735 nucleotides long. RefSeq names its product DNL-type zinc finger protein. The transcript has 2 exons. The record is from RefSeq and is a predicted model, not a curated record. Lineage: Eukaryota; Fungi; Ascomycota; Eurotiomycetes; Eurotiales; Aspergillaceae. Gene Ontology annotation, cellular component: mitochondrion. Bases 83 to 676 code for a protein of 197 amino acids. Gene Ontology annotation, molecular function: zinc ion binding; protein-folding chaperone binding. Gene Ontology annotation, biological process: protein folding; protein stabilization; protein import into mitochondrial matrix.
UCCUCUUGAAGAUAGUCACAGCUCCAGCGCCCUCCCACAAACAGGCCCAAUUCACGACAGAAUACUCAACAAAACCUUCACAAUGCGCUCAAUCCAAUCUCUAUCCCACGGCCUGCGCGCCAUUCGCUCCCUCCCGCGCACAGCGACCCUCACCACCCGCAACGCCACAGUCUCUUCAUUAGCAUCAUCAUCAACACCAUCACGCACUCUCAGCCACCUAACGCAACGCACACCCACCUCGCGCCCCACAACCCUCCGAAAAAUCCCCUUCCUCACAACCCGCCACAAAUCCGAUACGACGGAAACGAGUAGCGCGAACAACCUAACAGACCGGCAAUCCAACGCAGCAACGGACGCCGAGCACGCGGAGCAGAACCGCCUCCGCCGCGAGCAGGAGCCCGCGUACCAGAUCACGUUCACCUGCAAGCCGUGCGGCGAGCGGUCGUCGCACCGCAUGUCCAAGCACGGCUACCACCGCGGCACCGUGCUGAUCCAGUGCCCCAGCUGCAGCAACCGGCACGUCAUCGCCGACCAUCUGAACAUCUUCUUCGAUCGCAACAGUACCCUGGAGGAUAUCCUGGCGCGGCAGGGUGAUACGCUGCUGCGUGGGUACGUGGAGGGAGAUAUGGAGGUUUGGGAGAAUGGGGAGAUAUGCUUGGGUGGACUCUUGAGAUGAAGAGAAAAGAGAAAGUUGAUUGGAUGUAAUAGACAAAGAAAAUCUCCUAUUCUCUCCUC